CGGCCGGCUCUGAGGGCGGGAUCAUCCCGUUUUUUCCCGCAGAAGGAGCGGUUCUACGAGAAGCGUCUGCGGCUGCCGGAGCCGUCGUGCCGGGAAUUGGCCUCGCUGAUCUCGCAGUGCCUCCAUUACAGCCCCGGGGAACGGCCCUCGUUCCGCACCAUCCUCAGGGACCUCACCCGCCUCCAGCCCCACAACCUGGUGGAUGUGACAUCGGUGAAUCCCGAUUUCCCGGUGUCGGAUCCCACCGUCUUCCAGAAGCGGUACCUGAAGAAAAUCCGGGAGCUGGGGGAGGGGCACUUUGGGAAGGUGGGGCUGUACUGCUACGACCCCACCAACGACGGCACCGGGGAGAUGGUGGCGGUGAAGUCCCUGAAAUCCGGGAGCAGCCCCGAGCUCCUGAGCAGCUGGAGGAGGGAGAUCCAGAUCCUCAAGACCCUCUACCACGAGAACAUCGUCAAGUACAAGGGUUGCUGCAGCGACCCCCCCCAGGGCAUGUCGUACCUGCACUCCCUGCACUACAUCCACCGGGACCUGGCGGCUCGGAACGUGCUGCUGGAGAACGAGCAGGUGGUGAAGAUCGGGGACUUCGGGCUGGCCAAGGCCGUCCCCGAGGGCCACGACUACUACCGGGUGCGGGAGGACGGCGACAGCCCCGUCUUCUGGUACGCCCCGGAAUGCCUCAAGGAGUCCAAGUUCUACUUCGCCUCCGACGUUUGGUCCUUCGGGGUCACCCUCUACGAGAUCCUGACCCGCUGCGAGCCCGGGAGCAGCCCCCCCGCUAAAUUCCUGGAGCUGAUCGGAGCCACCCAGGGGCAGAUGACGGUGCUGAGGCUGGUGGAGCUCCUGGAGAGGGGGAAGAGGCUCCCGAUCCCAAAGGAUUGUCCCUGCGAGAUUUACCGGCUGAUGAAGAACUGCUGGGAGGCAGAAGCUUCUUUCCGCCCUUCCUUCCACAACCUCAUCCCGAUCCUCAGGAACUUCCAGGAGAAAUACCGGGCUCAGGCCCCCUCCGUCUUCAACCUCUGCUGAGAUUCCUCCCCCCUCGAGAAUUCCAUGGAAUGGGGUGGAAAAUGCCACAAAAAACCUCCAUGGAUUAUGGGGAAGGACCCCCCC
Messenger RNA from Empidonax traillii (willow flycatcher), 1110 nucleotides. RefSeq names its product non-receptor tyrosine-protein kinase TYK2-like. Gene Ontology annotation, biological process: peptidyl-tyrosine phosphorylation; intracellular signal transduction; cytokine-mediated signaling pathway. Gene Ontology annotation, molecular function: ATP binding; non-membrane spanning protein tyrosine kinase activity; cytokine receptor binding. The record is from RefSeq and is a predicted model, not a curated record. Gene Ontology annotation, cellular component: cytosol. The transcript is spliced from 7 exons. NCBI's taxonomy places the organism in Eukaryota, Metazoa, Chordata, Aves, Passeriformes, Tyrannidae. The annotation marks the transcript as partial.